AUGUUAGUGUAUUUCCGUCUCUCCCCAUCCCUUCCAGUACCACAAUCUCUCCAUCCCUUCCAGUACCACCAUCUCUCCAUCCCUUACAGUACCACCAUCUCUCCAUCCCUUCCAGUACCACCAUCUCUCAAUCCCUUACAGUACCACGUUCUCCCCAUCCCUUCCAGUACCACCAUCUCACCAUCCCUGCCAGUACCAUCAUCUCACCAUCCCUUCCAGUACCACCAUCUCUCCAUCCCUUCCAGUACCACUAUCUCCCCAACCCUUCCAGUACCACCAUCUCCCCAUCCCUUCAAGUACCACUAUCUCCCCAUCCCUUCCAGUACCAUCAGCUCCCCAUCCCUUACAGUACCACCAUCUCUCCAUCCCUUACAGUACCCCCAUCUCUCCAUCCCUUCCAGUACCACCAUCUCUCCGUACCUUCCAGUACCACUAUCUCCCCAUCCCUUCCAGUACCCCCAUCUCCCCAUCCCUUCCAGUACCAACAUCUCCCCAUCCCUUACAGUACCAACAUCUCCCCAUCCCUUACAGUACCACCAUCUCUCCUUCCCUUCCAGUACCACCAUCUCUCCAUCCCUUCUAGUACCACUAUCUCCCCAUCCCUUACAGUACCACUAUCUCUCCAUCCCUUCCAGUACCUCCAUCUCUCCAUCCCUUCCAGUACCACUAUCUCCCCAACCCUUCCAGUACCACCAUCUCCCCAUCCCUUCAAGUACCACUAUCUCCCCAUCCCUUCCAGUACCACCAUCUCACCAUCCCUGCCAGUACCAUCAUCUCACCAUCCCUUCCAGUACCACCAUCUCUCCAUCCCUUACAGUACCACCAUCUCUCCAUCCCUUACAGUACCCCCAUCUCUCCAUCCCUUACAGUACCACCCUCUCUCCAUCCCUUCCAGUCCCACCAUCUCUCCAUCCCUUCCAGUCCCACCAUCUCUCCAUCCCUUCCAGUACCACUAUUUCCCCAUCCCUUACAGUACCACCAUCUCCCCAUCCCUUACAGUACCAACAUCUCCCCACCCCUUACAGUACCACCAUCUCUCCAUCCCUUCCAGUCCCACCAUCUCUCAAUCCCUUACAGUUCCACGUUCUCCCCAUCCCUUCCAGUACCACCAUCUCCCCAUCCCUGCCAGUACCAUCAUCUCCCCAUCCCUUCCAGUACCACCAUCUCUCCACCCCUUCCAGUACCCCCAUCUCUCCAUCCCUUACAGUACCACUAUCUCUCCAUCCCUUCCAGUACCUCCAUCUCUCCAUCCCUUCCAGUACCACUAUCUCCCCAUCCCUUCAAGUACCACCAUCUCCCCAUCCCUUCCAGUACCACUAUCUCCCCAUCCCUUCCAGUACUACCAUCUCCCCAUCCCUUACAGUACCAACAUCUCCCCAUCCCUUACAGUGCCGCCAUCUCUCCAUCCCUUCCAGUACCACCAUCUCUCAAUCCCUUACAGUACCCCGUUCUCCCCAUCCCUUCCAGUACCACCAUCUCACCAUCCCUGCCAGUACCAUCAUCUCACCAUCCCUUCCAGUACCACCAUCUCUCCAUCCCUUGCAGUACCACCAUCUCUCCAUCCCUUCCAGUACCACUAUCUCUCCAUCCCUUCCAGUACCACCAUCUCUCCAUCCCUUCCAGUACCACUAUUUCCCCAUCCCUUACAGUACCACCAUCUCCCCAUCCCUUCCACUACCACCAUCUCUCCAUCCCUUCCACUACCACCAUCUCCCCAUCCCUUCCAGUACCACCAUCUCUCCAUCCCUAUUUACGCACCUCUUCGUCGGUAAAUCCUCAGAAUCCAAGUGUUCCGCACUCGAAUAUGGAAUAUGCCAUGACAAAAUCAAAGGUUCUUUAAGCGACACUUGGCGGAUGAUAGUGGACUGUUCUGAUGUCUUUAAUGGAGAUCAAAGAUAUCGCAAGGCAGCGCAACGGUAA
Molecule: messenger RNA, 1920 nt
Organism: Mizuhopecten yessoensis (Yesso scallop)
Lineage: Eukaryota; Metazoa; Mollusca; Bivalvia; Pectinida; Pectinidae
Product: vegetative cell wall protein gp1-like
Exons: 1
Coding region: 1-1920 (639 amino acids)
Source: RefSeq, a predicted model, not a curated record